AACACGGAAGCGUGAUGAAGACACGAGAAAAGGAGACAGAAACAGUGUGAUAUUCCACUUCCCAUUCCUUCCCUCCGUUUCCUUCUCAAAAUGCGUAUCCAACUACCGCCUUAUAAAACACUCUCUCUGUGGCUUCCAACGUGUUCUUUGCUUUGUUUUCGAAAGGCGCCAUGGCUCACUGGCAAGGUGAAUUGGAAGAGGGAAUCGAUUACAUGUUCAAGAUUGUGAUGAUUGGCGACUCUGGUGUUGGCAAGUCUCAGCUCUUGAAUCGCUUUGUUAAGAACGAAUUCAACUUGAAAUCCAAGGCCACGAUCGGGGUUGAGUUUCUCACCAAGACGGUUCUCAUGGAUCACAAAGUUGUCAAGGCACAGAUUUGGGACACUGCUGGUCAAGAAAGAUACCAAGCAAUUACAACUGCAUACUAUAGAGGUGCAACUGGCGCCUUACUAGCAUAUGACAUAACCAACCACCAAAGCUUUGACCAUAUUGAAAAGUGGUUGGAGGAGCUGAGGAUGCAUACAGAUAAGAAUAUAAUUGUCAUGCUUGUCGGCAACAAGUCUGACCUUAGUUCUGCUCGAGCAGUGCCGGUUGAGGCAGCCAAAGACCUUGCUGAGAAGGAGAAUCUCUUCUUCAUUGAAGCAUCGGCACUUGAAUCCAAAAAUGUGGAGUCAGCAUUCCUCGGUCUCCUCUCCCAAGUAUAUAGAACUGUGAGUAAGAAGCACAUCAUUUUGGAUGGAACUGAAUUGAAUUGGGAUAAAGUAAACCUUGAACUUGGAGGAACAAAGAUUAAGAUCCCAUUACAAGAGCCUGAAUGCCAAAAGGCUAAAAGGAUAUUCAAUUGUUGCAGCAUAUUUUGAAUUCUUUUUUUCACCCGGUGCCGCCAUAAUCUUCUGGCAAAUCAUCUUUCCUCCAACUAACAAGAAUUCGGGAGAGACGGUUGCAAAGAUGAAGCAGCUAACGAGUUUGUGGGGAUUUGGACAAGGUGACCUCAUUAAUAUUAAAUUUGAAAAAGGUUUAUGUUCUUCUGUAAGGAUUAAUGGGGUUUGCAUAUUGAUGGAACUAUUGUUCAUACAUUGGUUUUGAUUUGAUGGAUCUCCUAGGUUUCUUUUUUC
Arachis ipaensis is the source of this 1112-nucleotide messenger RNA. Its product is annotated as ras-related protein RGP1. Lineage: Eukaryota; Viridiplantae; Streptophyta; Magnoliopsida; Fabales; Fabaceae. Gene Ontology annotation, molecular function: GTP binding; GTPase activity. The record is from RefSeq and is a predicted model, not a curated record.